Durusdinium trenchii is the source of this 1949-nucleotide messenger RNA. The record is from the annotation of a GenBank genome assembly. Lineage: Eukaryota; Dinophyceae; Suessiales; Symbiodiniaceae.
CUGGAGUUGAAUGCUCAGCAUCUCUGACUCGCCUCCUACAGGAGGCUGCUAACGAGUGGCGGAUCAGUCGUCAAGUUUGGAGCUGCUGGAUGUGGGUGAUAGUCAUGCUACUAGUAGCGAUGCACCUUCUAGUAGCUUCUAGCUGCCAGUAGCUACUAACAGCGAUGCACCUGUUCCUAAUAGCGAUGCACCUGUUCCUCAUAAUCAUGUUCACAGGUUGACUUGAUGCAGGCCCUCCUCAAAGUUGCCUUGUACAGUUGGGCUUCAGGUGAGAGUGGGCUUUGCUGGAAUCUGACAGUGCACUAUUCGGGUACAAAAGUAUGAUUUAAUUUUGCAUUGGCUCUUGUUCCAAUGACGCUUUGGUUGGGGGAUCCGACCAGUCUUCAUGUGCAGAGAUGCUGGCAUCUGCACGCUUUGGGCAAUGGACUCCAAUAUCGUCUCCAAUGGUUGGUGUUCAAAGGAGGAUGCAACCCUGUUGUCGGAGCACACAAAUUGCGAUGAACUGGAAUCAAAGAGCAGUUCCUAUGGUUGCUUUGGCCAUUGUGAUUCCACUGAAGCCCAAGAGUUUUGGCAACUUUCGCCAGGCUUUCGCAAGUUACUUUUUUUUAGACAUGGCUUGCUACAUUUGCUGUGGCUUGUUCCUGUCUUUGGGCAAAUCUCCUAUCGCUUGGAACGGAUUAGUUGCAAUGACGCCAGCUCGUAUCAUAUCAUUCCAUUCUUUUGAUUCAUUGUUGCUGCGAGAAAACUGACUUGUGCGGUCGGCCAAGGUGGGUCUUUGCUGUGUCUCAGCUGAAGCAGAAGUAAAGGAGCUGGAGCCAGAAGAGCUUGUGCGGUGUCUCGCUGGUCACAGGCGCUGCAAGUGGAGAAGCUGUGCUCGCAUACUCUGAACGGCGAAUAGAAUACAGUGAGAACGGCUUUGAGGAUGAUGCAAGUUGUCACUGGUUUGAGCAAAGCCUGCAAGUCUGUUGAGGGCAAGAUUUCUGGGAUUCGGCGGCAAAUCCGGGAUCCCUCGGAGGCAGAGCUCUGGAGAAAUCGGGGCAAUGGUCUCUUGCAGGUGACAGAAGCCUGGUACCCCGGCAUGACAGAAGUGAAAGUCCCUGACUACUCCAACCUUGGCGAUGAUGGCCUGCCAUUGUGUGUAGAAGUGGAGCUGGACCCGAAGAAGGACUUCAAACAAAAUGCGAAAUUGUGCUUCAAGCAGGCCAGCAAGAUAACAAAAGCUAUUGAGAAGUGCGCCCCGCUCUUGAAGGCGCAAGAAGAAGAGCUUAAAGUUUGGAAAGCAACCUUGGCCAAGGUAGAAGGCCCACAGCGUGACUUUGACGCAGAGCAAGUGAAGCAGUUAUAUGAGGAGUUGUGCGCACAGCGUUUCAUCAGGAGGCCAAAGCCGAAAGUACCUAGCGAGCAGGUACAACAGCCAGAAGAAAACAAAUGGAGAAGAAAGUACGGGAAGGACGUGGACAGAUUCCUCUCUCCCAAUGGCCUAGAGGUCCUGGCGGGGCGAUCUGCCAGUGCCAAUGAGCGGGUUUCUUUCGAGCUGACCCUCAAAGAUGCCCUUUGGUUCCACACUGCCAAUGGUAUUCCUGGGUCGCAUGUCACAAUCAGAGCAGCUGCUUCUGAAGUGACUGAUGAGGACCUUGAAUUUGCAGCUGCCCUUGCGGCGUGGCAUUCGAAGGCGCGCAACAAAAUGUGGGUUCCAGUGAUGUAUUGCAAGGGUCACCAGUUGCGGAAGCCGGCGAGGCGUCGAAUUGGACAAGUGCAAGUUUCAGGGAAUUAUUGUCAACUCGAUGUCAGGCCAACUUUGCCAACCGAUUCGUGAUCCGAGACGCCGAGAGCGCAUUGCAGUAUCUUGCAAGGCGCAAUUUUCUGUGCGCAACUGGCCGCGAAGCAACGUGUAAAACGUCCGAAAUGGAAAAAGGCUUGUGACCAUUACCACCGCUUCAAGGAAGAUG